UCAUCCUGUCUACGUCAUUGUGACGUAGUGCGUUGCGUGGGCUAGCUAUAGCAGCAUUAGCUGUGUAACGGUGAUGCUCUAGAGGGUCUCUGAAGAUUUCCGAAAUAUCGACGCAGAUCGACAUUUCUGAGAGGAUCUAAUUAAUGCUCUGUGCCAUGUCCCUGAAGAGCCCAUCAGACCUGCUCAAUGAAAACACGUACAUCCCUCCUUCCUUGACCCUUGACCAGCUCUGCUUAUCAUAUGAAAGAAGGUUGGGCCCGACAGAGACUCGUGGGUCAGAUGCUUUCUCUCUAAAGAGUCAACUUAAUAACGGCAGCACAAACUCUCUCCAGCUUCUCAAAGGCAUUAUGGGAGGACUAGAUGAUAAUGAUGAUGUGUCCCUGCGGCACCAGGAAGAUGAAUGGAGCAGAAAUCAUGAGAAUGAGCACAGCCUUCCAGUCUCUGAGAGCAACGCCAAGUGGAUGAAGGAAGGUCAGAAUCAAUUAUGCAAGUUAGCAGAGCAACAGCAAGACCAGAAUCUGAACCUGGUUGAAAACAAGAAUGAAUCUACUGACAGAAACCCAAACCAGAACUCACAGCGGCGUCAUGAGGAGAAGAACAAGACCCUGAAAGCGCUCUGCUCUGAGCACAGCUGGGCAGACGAUCAGCCUCUUCUGAUUUACUCUUCUAACACUCUGAUGGAGAACAACCAAGAAAACCAAGAGCACACGAGAGACCAGGAAGUAGAGAGAGAGGAAGAGGAACAUUUAAAUCCCAGUGGAGCAGAGGGCGCAGAUUCGCCUGAGAUUCAGAAGAAAGGAGGUGAAGGUGGCAGCAGAAAUGCUUGUUUAUUAUUCAGUAAAAACGUCAUUCCCAGCGACGAGGAGUCCAGCUGCAUGUCUCUGUCUCAGGGAAGCACUGCAAGCAGCACCCCGGACGGAGAGCCAGAGUCCUACUGGGAUGGCAGUGCUUUUGAAACAGAUACGGAUCUGCCGGCUGGAUGGAUGAGGGUGCAGGACACAUCAGGCACCUACUACUGGCACAUCCCCACAGGGACCACGCAGUGGGAGCCACCUGGACCCCUGGAGGAGAGAGCAGCCAGCACCUCACCUGCGCUCACACCUGCUGACCAGCCUCAGAUGACAUGGAGCGGUGUUUCUCACCCAAACUCAUUCACUGAGGAAGAGCACUGGCAGAAGGUGGACGUGGCUUCUGAUGAAAGUCUGAAGGAGUUUGAGGGAGCGACUCUACGUUAUGCCUCCAUCAAUCUCAGGUUUUCUCAGUCUGAGGAGGAAGAGGAACAGACUUCUUUGAGCAGUAAUGAGGGGGCGAAGCAGUGCUUCGCAGUGCGUUCUCUGGGCUGGGUGGAGAUCUCAGAAGAGGAGAUGGCUCCUGGAAGGAGUAGUGUUGCUGUUAAUAACUGUAUCCGACAGCUGUCCUACCAGAAGCACAAUCUAGAUGACACCGCUGGCAUCUGGGGCGAGGGGAAGGAGAUGCUUCUGGUGCUGGAGAAUGAGUCUCUGAACCUGAUCGAGCCUCACGGUCGAACGCUGCUGCACUCUCAGCCCAUCAUCAGCAUCCGUGUGUGGGGAGUCGGACGUGAUGAUGGCAGGGACUUUGCAUAUGUGGCACGAGACAAGUUGACUCAUGUGCUCAAGUGUCAUGUAUUUCGGUGUGACACCCCUGCUAAGAACAUCGCCACAAACCUGCAUGACAUCUGCUCAAAGAUAAUGGCCCAGAGGAAGUCAUCCAGCAGACUGAACCCUGACCCCUCAAGACUUGGGGACCUCCCCUUCCAGGAGUUCCCAGUUCCCAAGAAUGAGCUGGUCCAGCGCUUCCAGGUGCGCUACCUGGGUCGUGUGCCAGUGACGAAGCCAGCUGGCAUGGAUGUGAUUAAUGUGGCACUGGAGACUGCUCUUAACAGCAAAGAUAAGGAUUGGACACCUGUGACAGUGAACGUGGCGUCCGCUACACUCACUAUUCUGACUUCUGAGGCGGAGGAAGUUCUUUCUGAAUGUCGUGUGCGUUUCCUGUCAUUUAUGGGAAUUGGGAAGGAUGUGCACACGUUUGCGUUCAUAAUGGCAGAGGGACCUGGAGACUUCAUAUGUCACAUGUUCUGGUGCGAUCCAAACGCUGCGAGUCUAAGUGAGGCCGUACAGGCCGCCUGUAUGCUGCGGUAUCAGAAGUGUUUGGACGCUCGGCCCCCCAGCGGUGGCAGCUCUUGUCUGCCCGGGCCGCCUGCUGACUCUGUGGCCCGCAGGGUGGGAUCCAGCGUGAAGAAGGGGGUUCAGAGUCUGCUGGGGAGCUUCAAGAGAUCUGGAUCUCAGACACCCUAAUGAGGAAAACACCUCCUCUGCAGUGCUCACUACAGAUAUGUUUAGUUCUGUGUGUGUUUGUGUGUUUUAUGGCUCGUUCACACCACUGCGACUGUCCUCCUGCGGUUAGCAGGCAAAAGAACCAGAAGACACACAAGUUAAGCUAACAGAUAUUGCAUCAUUACAAUCACAUUUCAUUAGCUUUUUCUGUUGGUUUGCAUUAGCAGAAGUACUGCAGAAGUGAUUUAGCACUGCUGGGUAUUACCAAGAUUGGAUUCUCAGUGUAAUGGAUAUUACGUGCACUACACGCUCUAAUGAACAAAUAUUACGCAUGCUAUCAAAAAACACUAAAAUUAGCUUAUAUACUAUGCAAUGGGCUUUUUUAUUUUUGGUUCUUCCUCUGGCUUUGCAUUGACGCUAACUUUUUUUUUCUUCUGAAAGAGCAAGUUAUAUGUUUUCUUAAUUUGUCCUAAUAUUGCUUUGGAGUCCCCUACAACAAGUUUAAAUGCAUCUAAGGUCAGAAAACACUGUCAUUUUACAGAGAGUCAUUUGUCCAUGAUUUCGAAAUGGUUCGUUCAGUUCUGAGCAACUUGUCUGUAAACCCCUCCCUUCCAUAAGCCUGCUCUGCUCUGAUUGGACAGCUGGCCAAGCCUGUGGUGAUUGGCACAAAGAGGAGCGCUAGAGCAAGUUAGCUUUUUUAAGUUCUUAAAAUGUUUUUGUCAUUAUUUUUUAACACGUAUGCCAGCAAAUUGUGCCCACAGCUAAAGUUUAGCUGCUAAACUGUAAACAAAACAAAACAUUAAUGGUGGAUACGUUAGCCAAAUGACUAACUGAUGAAACAAUACAGUCUGAAAAUCUAAAUGUCUACUGUAAUGUCUGAAGAACGUCAGACAAAAGACGCUUUGUGUCUUAACUCGUCUCUACUGAGUAUUUUACUCCCUGCAUUAACCCUCUACUACAUAAACAGUACUUUCACAAUGCUUAUAAAGUCUGUGCGCUACACUACAUUCUUUAUUAUUAAGUGUAAAUAGAACAACAUCAGUCUACAUUAAUCGACACACUCUUAGGAAAUAGUGGGUUCACAGCGAAUUAUAACUAUUUCAGUGAAACACUAAUAUCGUGCUUUACCUGGGAACCUAAAGCUGCAUUAGGUAUACAUCACAUUACCACAAAACCACAAAAACUAGAUAUUUUGAGCACUCAAUUGAAAAUGUACACAUAACGUAUCAAUCGUACUUACAGGUUGUGGUUGGGAGAUGCUUGUUAGUCAGAUAAAAGGCAAGAUUAGAGAAGCAGUCCUCAGUAAAAUGACGAGCACAACCAAAGGUUUGAAUUGAAUUACUGUGGUAUCGUAGAACACAGAGAGUGUUCAGGAGGGGACUAAUGUGUUACCCAGUGACAUAUACCGGUAACAGACAGAAGAUCUGAAAAUAUAACGACUCGUUGAGGCGAUUCUGAGUCGACUCUUUUCUUUUCAUCAUGCACUUUUUUGAUUAAAACAUUAGCAAACGUUUACAUUGAAGGAUAGCUACCUUACAAACUGCAUGAGAUACUUUUCAAAAACCCAUAUGACCAGCUCUUGAAGAACCCCAGAGUUCGUAACCUCUGUAUGCUGUUUACCCUAAAAACACAGUGUGACUCUCAUGUUCAAACCUGCACACAUUCCAGAAGUCUGUUUCUGACUCCACUGUCUUUGACUUCAUGAAAGAAAUGCAGUUCCACAGAUAUUCUACUUGCCUUGCUUACCACAAGUCACAAAGCCUUUUAACUCCUUCCAUUAUAGUUGAUGUCGAUGUUUGUUAAAAAUUAACUUAACUUAUAUUAUACUUUACUGUACAUUUACCCACUCUGUCAGUUUGUGAACUUAGACUAUUUUAUUCAUUUGUAAAAUAGAAUUAACAUAUCCUAGUCUUCCAAAGUGUAUUUGCUCAUUAAGAAAGCCCCGCUUUAAAUGAGCACAUUUCUAUUAUUAUUAUUAUUUUAAUUUCUUUAAUAUUUUUGUUCAUGUUUGAUAUGUUGGAUGGCUUUAUCUUGAUAAACAAUAACAAAAAGGCAUUUUAUGAUCAAAAACACAAACUUCAACACAAACAAAAUUCUCUUGAGGGUGCUCGGUUGUGUUUUUGUUUUUUGUCCCUCUUUUAAAGGGGUCAUAUGACGUU
Messenger RNA from Carassius gibelio (silver crucian carp), 4453 nucleotides. RefSeq names its product amyloid beta (A4) precursor protein-binding, family B, member 1 (Fe65) (gene apbb1). Bases 144 to 2315 code for a protein of 723 amino acids. NCBI's taxonomy places the organism in Eukaryota, Metazoa, Chordata, Actinopteri, Cypriniformes, Cyprinidae. Gene Ontology annotation, molecular function: amyloid-beta binding; transcription factor binding. Gene Ontology annotation, biological process: regulation of DNA-templated transcription. Gene Ontology annotation, cellular component: nucleus; cytoplasm. The record is from RefSeq and is a predicted model, not a curated record. The transcript has 14 exons.